AUGUCUGACGAUGGUCGUGACGAAUCUGUAUCUCCGACAUCAGAAGUGGGAUCAAAACGAGUCAAAGAGAAGUCAAGUGGCGAUAACUUGGAGAGUACACAAUGGCGUCUGAUGUUCGAAAUGCAAAACGAACAAAUGCGUUCACUAAUACAAGCUUUGAACAUGCCGGGACCCAGGAACAAUGUGACCCUGCCGGAGUUUGAUCCUGAUAAGCAAGACGCCGACCCUCAAUCGUGGUGCACGACCGCCGACUUAUGUUUGUCGGACACCCCGCUUAACGGAUGUCAGCUAAUCGUCGCGCUCAGUAAAGCGUUAAAGGGAACCGCUUCAACGUGGCUGUCGCAAGUUUCAUAUGCCGGAAUCACUUGGCCACAGUUCAAGGAGCUUUUUUGCGAGAGGUUUGUGCCGACGGAAACUAUUCCGGCAACCCUCAUACAAUUGAACACCAGCCGACCUAAGGAAGGAGAGAGCUACGCCGCCUACGCCAGUAGAUUGAUAUCAUCCCUUAUGAAUCGCUGGAAAAAUGCAAACAUGGAGCAAAUCGCGGUAUCUGUAGUGCUUGCUCAUUUAGCACAAACGGAUACGCGAUUACAGCGACUCGCCUUCACAACCGAGAUCAAUUCACGUCACAAUUUACAAAAGGAAUUACAGGCAUUCUCCUAUCUCAAACAUAAAGUACCCCAUGCAGAUGAUACUUCAGAUAACGUGAAGCGACCUCGUAUGUCGACGGCGCCGAUGAAGUGCUACAUGUGUGGCAAGCCUGGCCAUAAGCAAAUCGAUUGUCGCCUCAAGGGAAAGAAGCAUUCUACACCGACGACUACUCAUAUUCGUCCGAGUCAACAGUCGACCCAGAAGGAAGCCCUCAUCUGUUUCAAGUGCGGACAGCCUGGCCACAUCGCUUCGCGCUGUGGUAGCGUCGCCCCUGUUGCCACCACCUCAUCAACGGCCGUACCUAGAGCUGAGCGUCGAGUCGACCUAUGUACGGUUGAGCCCCCAUCAGGUGCGCUGAGACAUAACGAAGAAAUUAGGCAGGUGCAUCAGAAACGUGUUGAUUUAACGGAAGUAUCUGGUAACUGGCUUCUGGCUGAGCAACAGCGAGACCAAGACAUACAGAAAGUCAUAACUCAAUUAAAUAAUUGCGAGCUUAAGGAUGACAUCGCACAUACAUAUGAGAAUAAUCAUCACACGUGGACGCGUGAGCGCAGGAUGGCCGUGUCGGAGACGGUCAUGAGCAUAGAUGGUAAACGAAGCGCAGCACGAGUUCCGAUAGAGGGCUGCAACGGCGCGGUAACGUCAUCCGCGGACACGCGGCUGACUUCGUGCUACAACAGAGUCUAG
Danaus chrysippus (African queen) is the source of this 1338-nucleotide messenger RNA. The record is from the annotation of a GenBank genome assembly. Lineage: Eukaryota; Metazoa; Arthropoda; Insecta; Lepidoptera; Nymphalidae.